This is a messenger RNA of Malaya genurostris, 2842 nucleotides long. Its product is annotated as ubiquitin carboxyl-terminal hydrolase 3-like. The transcript has 7 exons. Gene Ontology annotation, biological process: protein deubiquitination. Lineage: Eukaryota; Metazoa; Arthropoda; Insecta; Diptera; Culicidae. Gene Ontology annotation, molecular function: zinc ion binding; cysteine-type deubiquitinase activity. The record is from RefSeq and is a predicted model, not a curated record. Gene Ontology annotation, cellular component: cytoplasm. Bases 375 to 2201 code for a protein of 608 amino acids.
UAGAGAACGAGCAGUAUUGGUCCUCUGGCAGUUUUUACUUUUGAUUUUCUUUGUACAUGUCUGUUUCGUGAUUUUUUUCUACUCAUCACGGAGAUACUGGACUGCAAAAGCCCAGCCGUCAGCCAGCGUAACACGAAUUGUAGCAUAAUCAACGAAAGAGAACCAGGGAAACGUGCGGAGCUAGCAACCAAAAUUUUUAACUUUUGUGUUCUUUAUUUUACUGCAUGUGUUUGCUAAUCCAUCCGAAAAUAUUGUGGAACAGUGUGAAACUAAAUCCGUUUAAAAAUUUCAUCCUGAAAUUUGCAGGAGGAGGAAUAUUUUUGUAAUCCGACUUGGAUAUAGCAUAUACAUAGAUACUAGUGACGGAAAUCAAAAUGGAAUGUCCUCAUAUAAACGAUAAUGUCGUUCUACGGAAGGACUCAGUGAAAAGUUUGAAGCAAAUUCUGUGUGGAAGUGUUUCCCAGACUACAGCUGCACAAGGAUCCGGAACACCUACAAAUUCUCCAGCAGUACUAUCAAAAUUGUGGAAAUGCUCAGAAUGCGCUGGAAAGGACAACUGGAUGUGCCUACAGUGUGGAUCGGUGCUUUGCGGCAGAUACGAAAGUGGUCACGCAUUAAAACAUUCAUCCAAACAAAACCACAACAUCUGCAUCAACACAGUUAAUCUAUCGGUUUACUGUUACAAAUGUGACGAGUUUGUGAUAAACGAUACGUCCGAUAACGUGUUGGAAGAAAUCCGCCAGGAGCUGAAGGAUGGAGAUGCCGACAGCGUCUCGGAAACUUCCUCGACGAUGGAGGAAAUCAGUUCGUCCAAGUCAACUCAGGAGACCGCCAGUAGCACGUCAUCGUCGAGCGAUUCGGGAUGGGAGGAACCGGCUGUGCCGUCGUCCGUGGUGUCCUUGUCUUCGUCCAGUACGUCGUCGGUUGCUCGGAAGUUGCGACCCCGAAAACGAACGAUCUCCAAUGAUAGUAACAAUGAAAAUGGUGCCGGUAGUGCCAAAAGGAAGCCGAUGCGGCGCGUUGUUGGCCUGCGGAAUUUGGGCAACACGUGCUUCAUGAAUUCAGUAUUGCAAUCACUCAGUAACAUACAGGAGUUCAGCUGUUAUUUUAACGCGAUGCCAUCGCUAGAAACUGGUAAGCACAAGCAGAAGGCGUACCACUCGCGCAGCAUGAAAGAGAAUUUGGAUGAUGUUUUUGUGGUGGAAGAACUGCGAAAGGUCCUUUUAAACCUCAGUCAAGGUGGGGAUGGUUCAAAGGGAGCAAUAUCCCCGGAAUGUCUAUUUUUGGUGAUUUGGAAAGUAGUACCUCAGUUUCGGGGUCAUCGACAGCAUGACGCACACGAGUUCCUGCGAUACAUGUUGGACCGGUUGCACACCGAACUUCAACAGGUCUCUAUUCCAGUGGAUGUAUCCACAUCACCGUCGCAGAAAACGGGUGAAGCGAAACCCAAUCCCUACAAUGUACCCGCCCUGAGCCAUUUACAAGCAAAGGGACGAAAUUCAAUUGUGACCAACGUUUUCGGUGGCGUUCUGCAGAGUGAGGUGCGUUGCCUCAUUUGUGGUAUGGAGAGUAAAAAGCAUGAUCCAUUCCUCGAUUUGUCGUUGGACAUUCCGGAAAAAUUUUACAACAAAGACCCUCCUGAGGAUAACGACAAGGUUAAAAGUGGGAAUGCCCCAUCGUGCCACAUUUCAGACUGUCUAUCUAGCUUCACGGAGGUCGAAGAACUAGCAGAAACAGAACUCUACUACUGCAACUCCUGCAAAUGUAAACAGAAAUCUACGAAACGGUUCUGGAUUCGAAGACUGCCGAACGUGUUAUGUCUACACAUCAAGCGAUUCAGAUGGAAUAAUUUUUACAGAACCAAAAUUGACCUGAGGAUAUCGUUUCCCAUAAAAGCACUAGACAUGUCGCAGUUUGUAUUAAAUAAUGGUCCAGAGACGAGACGUUCGAAUUCUAGUUGCAACGUGUACGAUUUAGCGGCUGUUAUAGUACAUCAUGGAAAUGGCUCCAGCUGCGGACAUUACACCUCCUAUGCGAAUAAUAACGGCGUAUGGAUGCAUUUCAAUGACCACACGGUGAAAGAGGUCAGCAGCUCGGCGGUUGCUGAAUGCAAACCGUACAUUCUGUUUUACAUUAAGCGAGAUACGACCAGCACUAGCCGGCUCUCCCUGGCGGAAACUACUACGAGCGUGGCGUCUUGAGAUUAAGUUUAUUCUUCAUUUGAGACUGAUUAAUAUAGCAUAAUAAGCAUGCUGCACACAAGAAAAGAAGAAACACACACUACCGAAACCUGGUUUUUAUUCUAACUAUGGAGUUUUCUGUUCCGAGAUUGGAAACAAAACAACUAACGAUAAGCCAAGGGAAAAAAUGCGAUGUUAAAAUGGUGGGUAAUGAUGAAGAAAAUUUAUAGCAGGUUCAAAUCACCCACAAGAUAUUGAUUGACGGGUUAGAUCCUUCAGUUCAAUUCUGUUUUCUGUUCGAAUAAUGAUCCCCCAUUAUAGGAAUAAUUGUGAUAAAUUAAAGCAUUUUAGUGUCCUAUUUCUUUCAACCAAAACUCUUAACUUAAAUAUACAGAACCAGUCCAGUUUGCGAGUGCGAAUGUGUUUCUUUGGAUUUUGCUGCUUUAUAAAGAGUUCAUCGGCAGAAUGCAGUUUUUUUCAUAAUAAUUUUUGCAACCGUUCAGAGAUUCUCAAAGAGGCCGCUGCGUUUUUGUGAUUUUAUAUUCUUUAGUUUUAGUGAUUUAGUUUUAAUUUCCAUCGAAAUAGUGCCCACCCAGUUCCGUUCGUUCGUUUUGUUCGCUCAAAGUUUUACGCUGUGAAUAAAAUAUAACAUCCGUGAUGAA